AUGGCCCCAAAAGCGUUACUAGCGGCGGUCGUUUUUGCGACAGUUCUACUACACAUCGCCACGGCGGAACGUGGGACGACGAUCUACGUCAACAACAAGCUGAGCCGCAAGAUAACGGUGAUAGCGCACUGCAAAUCCAAAGACGACGAUCUCCACGCCCACGCCAUCGAGGCCGGCACUACUUAUACGUGGAGUUUCGACCAGAACUGGUUCGGCGGGACGUUCUUUUGGUGCAACCUGGCGGUGGAAGAUAAGCGUCUCUCUUUCACCGCGUUCGAACAGGACGAUCACAGCACGUACAUGGACAGCUACGACGUGCUCGAUCGAGGGGUUUACGCGGUGGACCGCGAUAGUGGGGAGUGGCUGCACCUCGCCAGGUGGAACGUAACUCGUUAG
Linum tenue is the source of this 396-nucleotide messenger RNA. NCBI's taxonomy places the organism in Eukaryota, Viridiplantae, Streptophyta, Magnoliopsida, Malpighiales, Linaceae. The record is from the annotation of a GenBank genome assembly.